Messenger RNA from Oikopleura dioica, 339 nucleotides. The record is from the annotation of a GenBank genome assembly. Lineage: Eukaryota; Metazoa; Chordata; Appendicularia; Copelata; Oikopleuridae.
AUGGGAGGCUGCAAUGUUAUUUUGAACAGUGGUGACAUGGUCAUGUUCUGCCGGGACUGUGACAUAAACGGCAACAUGUACAUCUGCCCCGCUUGUUUUAUGCAUUCAAAGCAUGACGAGCAUAAUUUCAAAGUGAUCCGUCUUCCACUCGGAGGAUUCCAGUGCUCUUGUGGAAACUCGGACGAAAUUCGCCAGCCGUAUACGUACUGCUCUCUCGAUGCGCCGAAAUUGAGUCUUGGGCUUGCUGUUCGAGAGCGCACUAUCAUUUCUGUCUCCGAUGGUGGCAUCCGAGCUCGAAGAAUUCGUCAGCUCCAGCUUCAAUUUGGACUCAAAGAUUGA